UUGCAAAGCACUUCCAUCAUCGAUCCAUCCAAUUCGCCCCUAAUGUGUGGAAUUCUUGGUCUUCUCCUUCAUGAUCCUACUACCGACGUUGCGCUGGGAAUCUGCGACGGCCUCUCGCUUCUGCAGCAUCGAGGACAAGAUGCAUGUGGCAUAGUUACGUGUGGACCGAGAGGUCGCUUUUAUCAGUGCAAGGCGAAUGGUAUGGUCAAGGACGUUUUCGAUGAGAAGUCUAUACGGCGUUUAGUUGGAGGCAUGGGUGUCGGACAUGUACGGUAUCCGACUGCGGGCAGCUUCAAUAAUGCUGAAGCUCAACCAUUCUAUGUAAAUUCGCCAUAUGGGAUCGUCCUUGCACAUAACGGAAAUCUUAUCAACACUACGUCUCUGUUACAAUUCCUAGACGCCACUGCCCAUCGCCAUAUCAACACCGACUCGGACUCGGAACUCCUUCUCAACAUCUUCGCUAAUAACUUGCAACAAACGGGCAAGUUCCGCAUCAAUGAAGAAGAUAUAUUCACCGCAAUUGGCGGGUUGAUGAGACAGUGCAAGGGGGCAUACGCAUGCGUCGCUAUGCUUGCUGGUUUUGGAAUAAUAGCCUUCCGAGACCCGAACGGAAUCAGGCCCGUGGGCAUGGGCGUCAGAAAAUCGUUCACCACACAAGGAAAGGACUACCUCUUUUCCAGUGAGAGUGUUGUUGCCGAUGCCUUUGGUUUUAGUGAGUGGAAAGAUGUAAAGCCUGGUGAGGCCAUAAUUAUCACGCGCGGGAAUGUAUCUCGGCGCCAGGUAGCUGCACGCGCGGUUUUCGCACCGGAUAUAUUCGAAUAUGUCUACUUUGCGCGUCCCGAUUCCGUAUUGGAUGGAAUUAACGUUUACCGAAGUCGCAUGGCUAUGGGUGAUGCUCUCGCUGAUGAAGUCAGGCGCAUAUUAACCGAGAAAAACAUCUCCGUUGAUGUUGUUAUUCCGGUACCAGAUACAUCCCGGGUCGCAGCUUUGAACCUUGCACAAAAACUGCAACUCCCUUAUCGCGAGGGCUUUAUUAAAAACCGUUAUGUCGGCCGAACUUUCAUUAUGCCUGAACAGGAGAUGCGUAAGAAGAGCGUUCGUAAGAAACUUAACGCCAUAGCGAUUGAGUUUUGUAAAAAAAAUGUCCUCUUGGUCGAUGACUCCAUUGUUCGUGGGACUACAUCAAAAGAAAUCAUUCAAAUGGCCAGAGAUGUCGGUGCAAAGAAGAUUGUAAUGGCGAGUUGUGCUCCUCCCAUCAGAUAUCCCAAUGUCUAUGGCAUUGAUAUGCCAUCCCGAACUGAACUCGUCGCAUACGGACGUGACACCAGGUCAAUAGCCGAAGCUAUUGGUGCUGAUCUUGUAAUCUUCCAAACCUUACCCGACUUGAUAUCAUCCGUGCGGCAGUUCAAUCCCAACAUCUCAACAUUUGAUUGUUCUGUUUUUACGGGUGAAUAUGUUACGGGGGGUGUUGAUGAGCCAUAUCUUGCAGCUUUGGAAAGCCGGCGUGCGGAUAACAUGCGAGAACUCAAUGGGAUCAAUGACUUGGGAGAAGAGGAUGUCAACAUGACAUCCAAUGGACCAAUGAAUGGGGUAGAUGAUACUGUGGGAUUGCACAAUACAUGGCAAAGUAACUGAUGGGUGGCAGAUUCAUGGUGCAUUUUUUAGAAAUAUUCUUAUCAAUGUAUAUGUAGUCUUAGAGAGCCAAACUGUCAUUGACAAGCAAAUAACAUGGCAUCUAUUUUCUAUUUUC
Messenger RNA from Guyanagaster necrorhizus, 1750 nucleotides. Its product is annotated as amidophosphoribosyltransferase. The transcript has 8 exons. The coding region runs from base 43 to 1635 and encodes 530 amino acids. Gene Ontology annotation, biological process: purine nucleobase biosynthetic process. Gene Ontology annotation, molecular function: amidophosphoribosyltransferase activity. The record is from RefSeq and is a predicted model, not a curated record. NCBI's taxonomy places the organism in Eukaryota, Fungi, Basidiomycota, Agaricomycetes, Agaricales, Physalacriaceae.